AUGCACGAGCGCGCUGUGCGGGCGCUGAGCUUGCCCGCGGGCUGCACGGGGCCGUAUGUGGGGCCCGGUUCCUACCGCGUGGGGCUGGAAAGGCGGCGAAGGGCAGAUAGCUAUGCUCCGUUUCUUUCUUUGACAAGUCGAGAUUUGACAUUUAUUGCUCAAAGUACAGAUGAUACUGUUCCAGGACCAGGACACUAUAAUAUUGCCAGAACGCAGAGAGCUGCAGAUGCUAUAAAAAUCUGCAGAAAGGUGGGUGGCCCUUCUAUUCCUUCUCCAUGUCAGGCUUUUGGAUAUGAGGAAGCUGAGGAUGGCACUCUUAUAAAACAAUACCCACCUCAGGGAGACCUAACGUUAGGCCCAGCUUACUAUCAGCCACUCUUUGAUGUUAAUUAUUCUACUCUGAAAUAUAAAGGAAUACAUUUUGGUAAUUUAACUGGAAGACGCUGUGAAUUUAAACCUCCAGAAGGGCCAGGACCUGGGCAAUAUGACUUAACUCAGGAAGUGGCACUGCGUUACGAAAAUGUCAACAUCAAAAAUGAAGACAAGAAAAGAUAUGACCUCUUUAUCCCACGGUAUCAUGAAGUAAUAGAAUUAAAGGAAGAAAAGAAGAGAUUUCUACCUGUGCGAUCAAUCACACCAGCUCCUGGCACAUACAGUGAACCACACAUGGCUCUUGAGUCCUCGAACAAAAUGUCGGGAAUGAAAAAGAUCCCAUUUGGUCAAACUGCUGUUCGAUUUACUCAAGACUCCAGGCUAGAAAAAACACCAGGCCCUGCAUUCUAUAACAUUCUGAACCAUAGUAUUGAAAAUCAAAGUUUAAAAAACAUAUAUUUGGCCUAUACAAAGAGAGUAGCUUUUGGAUCUUCAACUCCUCGGUGUUUACCUCUUUAUGAAAAGGAAGAAUUUUGUACUCCUGGUCCUGCUGAUUAUCAGGAAGUUCCACCACCAGGGUUCUAUGAGGUCCAAAAAUCCUACGAGAAAACACAUGGGAAAAGCCAAUUCAUGUCUCCCCGAACGACACUGGCUAGAAGAAAGCAAAGCUCCUUUCUUAGUGCAGCACCUAGAGACAGCUUACUUAUGGCUGACAAGGAUAUACCAGGUCCUGGAACAUACAAUCCUGUGAUGAGUUCAGCUUCCCACAUUUCUGCUUAUAUUUCCAAGGUGGAGCGUUUUAAGGAUCCAAAAGAGAAUACUCCUGGCCCUGGAGCAUAUCAGGAUGCCUUUUUGAAGGCUUUGUCAAACUCCAUUCCUCUCUGUGUAGUAGUACAGUAA
Rhea pennata is the source of this 1272-nucleotide messenger RNA. RefSeq names its product sperm tail PG-rich repeat containing 2 (gene STPG2). Bases 1 to 1272 code for a protein of 423 amino acids. The record is from RefSeq and is a predicted model, not a curated record. Lineage: Eukaryota; Metazoa; Chordata; Aves; Rheiformes; Rheidae. The transcript has 10 exons.